UUCAAGGCUAUAUAAACUAUACUCUCCUACUCCCCAACGAUAGAGAAACUACCUUUUCCUUCUAGUCAUUUUUACAACUUCUACCCUUUUCUUUUUGUUCUACGGGGCUUUUUCUCUCUAUCGCUCAUUGGAUCCUCGUUUUUCCCUUUCUGGGUAUUCCCUUUUUUUGGGUUUUAAAUUAGUUAUAUUUGUUUAUUUAUCGGUGUUUUCGACGAUUUUGGAGCUACCCAUCAUCGCCUUUUAAAUACUUUCGUUGAAAUAACGGCUAGAAUUAGUGGGUCUUGGCUGGGAGGGAAGGGAGAGCGGAGAUCUACGUGUCCGGUGAAGGGUUUAAUUUACGAAUUUGACAUUCGUGCGGAGUUCGGAUUUGGGGUUCGGUGCUAUUUUUGGGGCUGAUCUGCUUGGUUUGCAUUGGAAAGUGUUAUUCUUUUUUGGGAAUUUGAAGGAGAGAAGAAUAAGAAUGUGGUGGAUGAUGACUGAGAACGGGGGACAUUACUGCUCUAAGAAGUCCGAUGAUAUAUGCGGCAAUAUUUGUGGCCAGGAAUCAAGCGGAGGUUUGAGCAUGUCUAGAAUCUGUUGCAUCCUUCGUGGUAUGGAUUUGAAGACCUAUCUGCUUCUAUUCGUUCUUGUCCCAACAUGCGUAUUUGGUAUUUAUUUACACGGGCAAAAGAUAUCAUACUUCCUGCGUCCACUAUGGGAAUCGCCGCCCAAGCCAUUCCAUGAUAUCCCACACUACUAUGAUGAGAAUGUGUCAAUGGAGAACCUCUGUAAACUCCAUGGUUGGGGGAUCCGUGAGUACCCAAGGCGUGUUUAUGAUGCAGUGUUGUUCAGUAACGAGUUGGACAUUCUUAAGUUAAGAUGGAAAGAACUCUAUCCAUAUAUAACCCAGUUUGUUCUUCUCGAAUCCAAUUCAACAUUUACCGGGUUGCCAAAGCCUCUUGUUUUUGCCGGCCACCGAGACGAGUUUAAAUUUGUUGAGCCUAGAUUGACUUACGGAACUGUUGGCGGGAGAUUUAAGAAAGGAGAAAACCCUUUUGUUGAGGAGGCAUACCAGCGAGUGGCACUGGACCAGCUUCUCAAAAUAGCAGGUAUUUCUGAUGAUGACUUGCUGAUAAUGUCUGACGUGGAUGAGAUACCAAGCAGACAUACUAUCAACCUUCUAAGAUGGUGUGACGACACACCACAGGUCCUUCAUCUUCGGUUGAAGAAUUAUCUCUAUUCUUUUGAGUUUCUUGUCGAUAACAAUAGCUGGAGAGCUUCGGUACACAGAUAUCAGCCUGGUAAAACUAGGUAUGCACAUUAUCGCCAGACAGAUGAUAUCUUGGCAGACGCAGGGUGGCACUGUAGUUUUUGCUUUCGGCGUAUCAGUGAAUUUAUCUUUAAGAUGAAGGCUUACAGCCAUUUUGAUAGGGUGAGGUUCUCUCGUUACCUGAACCCUACGAGAGUUCAAAGAAUAAUUUGCAAGGGGGCCGAUUUAUUUGACAUGCUUCCAGAGGAGUACACAUUUAAGGAAAUCAUCGGAAAGAUGGGACCAAUUCCUCAUUCAUUCUCGGCAGUUCACCUUCCAUCAUAUCUCUUGGAGGAUGCAGAAAAGCUUAAAUUUCUAUUGCCCGGAAACUGCAGAAGAGAAAGUGGGUGACUUCCUCAUUAUGCCUCUUCUGUAAAUUUCUGGUAAAGCUAGUUGAAGGUGAGCUUCUGUUUCUCCUUCUGAAGCAUUCAACUUAGCAAUUGCUGACUACGGUGUGCCAUUGAUGCUGCUCCUGGUGUCCAGCGUAAUGUAUAGAAUUCUUUGGAGAAUAUUUGCAGAGUUGGAGCAAUUCUUGGGUUUUGUGGGGUGAAUUUUGUGUAUAUAACGCUUCUUCUAAACUAGACAUUGAUCAAGAUGUAUCACAUCUGUUGAAUAGGCAGGGAACAUAGCAAAUUCUUUGCAUCUAUUGACUCGCUUAAGUUUUUUGGGAAUCAACACACAUUUUUUUAGUAUAUAUUUUCAAUUUUCAUUAAA
Messenger RNA from Tripterygium wilfordii, 2002 nucleotides. RefSeq lists its product as uncharacterized. Lineage: Eukaryota; Viridiplantae; Streptophyta; Magnoliopsida; Celastrales; Celastraceae. The record is from RefSeq and is a predicted model, not a curated record. Gene Ontology annotation, biological process: N-acetylglucosamine metabolic process; protein N-linked glycosylation. Gene Ontology annotation, cellular component: membrane. The coding region runs from base 461 to 1639 and encodes 392 amino acids. The transcript has 2 exons. Gene Ontology annotation, molecular function: beta-1,4-mannosylglycoprotein 4-beta-N-acetylglucosaminyltransferase activity.